Punica granatum (pomegranate) is the source of this 1909-nucleotide messenger RNA. The record is from RefSeq and is a predicted model, not a curated record. NCBI's taxonomy places the organism in Eukaryota, Viridiplantae, Streptophyta, Magnoliopsida, Myrtales, Lythraceae.
AGUUCCGAGGUGUGCCCCUCGGUCAGGUCUGGAGAUCUGCUGAGAGAGAGAGAGAGACUCAGAAGGGUUUAUGCUUUGCUUCCUUCCUCUCCGGACCUGGGGACGAUCACUCUGCAAGUGAAAGCUCACUCUUUUUUGUCUCUGCUUCCGCCAUUGUUGAAGACCCCAUGAGGCUCCUCCACUCCUUCGCAGCGGGGCGGACCUCGUUGUUCCGAGCACUUGGGCGGCGCCACUUCUCCGUGGCCGCCGCAGGCCCCUCCGAGGAGCUUUCCCGGCGCAACUACGCCAACAACGUCUCCGAGUACAACACCGUCGUCAGCUCCAUCACUAGCCAGCGCAGGUACUUCUUGCUGAGAGAUGUGUAUGAUGACAUGAUGCUUGACGGGCUGCAACCGACGCGGGACGUGUUCCACUCGCUGGCUGUCGGGACGAUGAGAGGUAGCCGCUUGCAGGAUGCUUUCUUCUUCAGAGAUCAGAUGAAGUCCAUGGGUUUGAUUCCCGAUGUGGCUCUCUACAACUUUUUGAUCUCCACCUGUGGGAAAUGUAAAAACUCAGACCAGGCAAUUCGGAUUUUUGAGGAAAUGAAGAAAUAUGGAGUGAAGCCGAAUGGACAAACAUAUGUAUGUCUGCUUAAUGCAUGCGCAGUGGGAGGGCGGUCAGAUCAAGUUAUGGGAAUUGUUCGUGAUAUGACUGCCGAUGGAGCCAGCUUAAACAAAUUCUGCUAUGCCGGACUCAUUAUAGAUCAAAAGAAUAAGACUCCCGUGACACAAGAUACAGCAGCCAAGAUCAUUGAGCUUGUUGAGCAGUCAAAGGGGUGGUCGCCUGAAGGGCUUACUAACACAGCUGAAAAUUCCAUGCUUGGUGUUUCUGAAGAAGAAUUAUACAACAUGCCGACUGCUGAAUAUGUUUCCAGGCGUGGAGUGUUCUUUAACAGGCAACUGACAGUCUAUCAUGUUGCCUUCCAUGCUUGUGCAGAUCUUCGGAAUGUACAGGCAACUGAAACGCUUUUGGAGAUGCUGAAGAAUGAUGGGAAAAUUCCAGAUAUAUUUAUUGUGAUGCAAGUUAUGAGGUGCUAUCUACUUUCUGGUGACCUUGAUAAAGGUCUUAAGACAUUUGAAGAAUAUCUGGAUUCAGGGAGACCCCCUACUAUUGAUCUCUUUGUGACACUAGUAGAAGGAGCCAUGGUCGGGUAUACUCCCAGGGGAAUGGAACUUGCUCAGGAGACAUUGAAUAAGAUGAACGCCAGGAACUUCUUCUUGAGCCCGAGAAUGGGCAGUGACCUCCUCCUUGUUGCUUCCGGAGAAAAAACUGGUGGAUUUACCACGGCCAACUUUAUAUGGGACAUGAUGCGAGCUCGCAAAAUUACUCCUUCUCUCCCUGCUGUGGAAGCUUAUUACAAGGGUUUAAAGGACCGAGAGAUCCCUGAAGACGACCCACGCCUCUUCGCAGUUUCUAAGAUUUAUGAUGACCUCCGGCUGAGAUUCGGAGCAGGGCCCCGCCAGAGAAAUUGAUGUGAACGGUCUGUCCAUUCCAAGCAGCACCAUGAGCUGAGAGAUUUUGUUUGGGCGUUCAUCUUCUUCAGCACAUCCCAAGGAUGACCUGGGUUGGCUCGGUAAUGACCUCUAUUGGAUAGCUUUUGAAGAUUACUGUUCUUUAGGCCAAGAAAGUGAGCGUUCAAGUUAUGUACUUUUCUCUAACCAUUAAUGGAUAGAGCCCAUUUGAGUUUUGAAGUUAUCUGCUGAGAAUAAGCUCCGCCGAGAAUAAUCUCUUGUAUUCUAUUUAUGGUAGGACUAGAAAAUAGAUCAUUUAGAUAGGCUUUCAUGCAAUUUUUGUUCUAUUAACGGACUCCGAUUCUUCGCGUAAUGUGGCAUCAUUUGCUGUUCUCAUUUAAUGAUGUGAUCUCUCACUA